Molecule: messenger RNA, 318 nt
Organism: Linnemannia hyalina
Lineage: Eukaryota; Fungi; Mortierellomycota; Mortierellomycetes; Mortierellales; Mortierellaceae
Source: the annotation of a GenBank genome assembly
AUGGUCCGCGUUAUUACUUCCACCGCCGAGUUCAACGAGCUCAUCGCUUCGGGCAAGAAGGUCAUUGUCGACUACCAUGCCACCUGGUGCGGUCCCUGCAAGGUCAUUGCCCCUAAGUACGAGAUCCUCUCCCAGGAGUUCACGGAUAUCGAGUUUGUCAAGGUCGAUGUUGAUGAGCUCGGUGAGGUCUCUGCCACCGCCGGAGUCCGUGCCAUGCCCACUUUCCAGACCUACCACAACGGCGCGAAGGUCGGCGAGCUCCUCGGUGCCGAUCUCAAGAAGCUCAAGGAUCUCGUUGCCAACGUCCAUGCUGCUUAA